GCCGCCGUUUUUAUUUAUAAUUGUCGUCGAAGAGCUUUGAAGAACGGGAGCGGCUGCAAUUUGUCAUCAAUAAGUUUGUCUAAUUGCUGUGACAAAAUAUAUUUCAUAAUUUAGUAAAAAAUAAUCGUGUAGACUGCCCAGAGUCCGCGAUUGCUUGUGUUACUUUUUUGUAUUCUAAUUGUUUACGUCUGAAUAAUAAUGACUGAAAGAUUUACAUUCGGAGGUUCUGUAGCCCCGAUAACCUGUCAUGCUUGGAACAAAGACAAGACACAAAUUGCUCUGUCGCCAAACAACAAUGAAAUCCACAUUUACAAAAGGGAUGGCAAUGAUUGGAAAUUGAUGGACAUUUUAAAUCAGCACGAUUUGAGAGUAAUGGGGAUUGACUGGGCCAAAAAUACUAACCGUAUUGUAAGUUGCGCCGCCGAUCGUAAUGCCUACGUAUGGCAACAAAGUGAAGACGGGAAGUGGAAACCAACGUUGGUUUUGUUGCGUAUUAAUAGGGCUGCAACAUGCGUCAAGUGGUCUCCUGCCGAGAAUAAGUUUGCUGUUGGUUCUGGAGCUCGUCUUAUAUCUGUAUGUUAUUUCGAAUCUGAAAAUGAUUGGUGGGUUUCCAAGCAUAUAAAAAAGCCUAUUAGAUCUACCAUAACAUCAUUGGACUGGCAUCCAAACAAUGUUCUUUUAGUGGCUGGGUCUACCGACUAUAAGGUGCGUGUUUUUUCUGCAUAUAUUAAGGACAUUGAAGAUCAACCGACUCCAACUCCUUGGGGAAAUCGUAUGCCGUUGGGCAACUUGAUGGCUGAGUUUAAAAAUUCUUCUAGCUCAGGAGGAGGAUGGAUUAAUAAUGUCAGUUUUUCUAGUGAUGGUAACAAAAUCUGUUGGGUGGGGCAUGAUAGUUGCAUUAGUGUAGCAGAUGCUACGAACUCAAAUAAUGUAAUUCGUUGCAAAACAGAAUAUUUACCGUUUUUGGCUUGUGAAUGGAUAUCUCCAGUGUCUAUUGUGGUUGCUGGACAUAGCUGUAUACCUUUGGUUUAUGGACUGCAAGAUGAAAAACUGAUUCUUAUUAGUAAGUUGGACAAGUCUCAGAAAAAGGAGUCUAGUGGUAUAUCAGCAAUGCGGAUUUUUCAAUCUCUUGAUCGAAAUUUGCGAACUGAAAAUUCGGAUACCUUUGUCGAUACUAUCCAUCAGAAUGCCAUAACGUGUAUUCGACUCUACACUGGUGAAAAGCUAGAUUGUACACGAAUAAGUACUUCAGGAGUAGAUGGUCAGUUAGUCAUAUGGGAUAUUGACACAAGUGUUAUAAAUUCCAUGAAUAAUCUAAAAAUCUAAAGUAUUAAUUUCUUUGGCAAUAAUUGAUGUUGAUUUAAUAAAUGAAGCUAAAUAAAAACAUA
Messenger RNA from Lucilia cuprina (Australian sheep blowfly), 1388 nucleotides. RefSeq names its product actin-related protein 2/3 complex subunit 1A-B (gene Arpc1). Gene Ontology annotation, biological process: Arp2/3 complex-mediated actin nucleation. Gene Ontology annotation, cellular component: actin cytoskeleton; Arp2/3 protein complex. The coding region runs from base 199 to 1326 and encodes 375 amino acids. Gene Ontology annotation, molecular function: actin filament binding. The record is from RefSeq and is a predicted model, not a curated record. The transcript is spliced from 3 exons. NCBI's taxonomy places the organism in Eukaryota, Metazoa, Arthropoda, Insecta, Diptera, Calliphoridae.